Liolophura sinensis is the source of this 2907-nucleotide messenger RNA. RefSeq names its product CD9 antigen-like. Gene Ontology annotation, cellular component: plasma membrane. NCBI's taxonomy places the organism in Eukaryota, Metazoa, Mollusca, Polyplacophora, Chitonida, Chitonidae. Bases 297 to 1187 code for a protein of 296 amino acids. The record is from RefSeq and is a predicted model, not a curated record. The transcript has 8 exons.
UGAUUGGCAGGCAUCACAAGACUUUGUGGCUAAUUAUUAUCAAGAGCCCGUGGGAAUUCGCGUGAAAAAUGACUUUAAAGUGACUGUAGAUGUUUUCUCCCGGCAGGGCUCUGAAUGCUUGGUUUUCUAGCCUUUAGCGUGAAAAGUCAGAGAUGAGAGAAAGUUAAAGGUGCUCUUGCUUCCGCGUGCAGCUUCCCCGCAGCCAGGGCGGAUCGAACACCAGAGGUGUACCGGCAUCGCACCGCUCUUGUCACAGUCAACGCAUAUUUCUGAGGAUAACCUAACAAUAAGCCAUCAUGUUUUUUUCAGGCUACAGUAUUUUGUCUAAGCAGACAAGGAAAGCCAAAAAAAGGAAAAGACAGAAAGCGAAUAGUGGGCAAGAAUUUGAAUACAGGAUGGCCGGGUGUGACAGCUGCGCCAAAUACGCUCUCCUCAUCUGUAACUUCAUCUUCUGGAUUUCCGGCUCGGCUGUACUCUCCGUCGGUAUCUGGAUACGUGUCGAUCCCCAGAUUGAGUACUACUUCGGGAAGUUUGGUGAUCUGGAUAUCCCGAUAGAUUACCUGUAUACCUCAGCCUACGUCCUAAUGGGCGUCGGAGCCUUUGUUUUCCUGGUCGGAUUCUGUGGAUGCUGCGGAGCAGUCAGAGAAAGUGCCCGUUUUCUCGGAGUGUACAUCCUUUGCUUGGUUCUCAUCGUGGCUGCGGAAAUUGGUGUCGCCAUCUAUAUCAUUGUCAAGAAAGGGGAGAUUGAAUCUCAUCUGUUGGAAAAGUUACAAUCAGGCGUGAAGAAUUACAACGCCAGCGGCGAUGCAGCCAUGGAUUUCUUCCAGAUAAAGUUUUCCUGUUGCGGGGCAGACAAUUUCACUGAAUAUUACUACACUUCCUGGUUCUCAGAGGUUGGACAGAGAAACAAUUUGUACACGGCUGGCAGUUGUUGUGUCGUAGAUGACAUCGAUAAAGUCCACCCACGUCCCGUGGACCUGGAAGGCUGUAUGAGGGAGGCACGUGUACGUGACUCACAGCCACAGUACAUGUAUCAGGAUGGUUGUCACGGGAAGAUCGUUAACUGGGUGGAAAGCAGCAGUAUUAUAUUAAUAGCUGUGGGUCUCGGUGUAGCCUUGGUGGAGGUUGCAGGAAUCAUCUUUGCUGUUUGUCUGUGUAGACAAGCUAACCAUAUCGACUACAAAUGAUCUGACCAGCUCGGAGUUUAACCUUUGUACAUACAAGUGGUGCCCUCUAGCGGCGGGGGAAAGGCCACUGACAAUCUCUGACCAAGCACAAAGCUCCGUGUGAACACAGGACCGUACUUUGCACAUCCAUUUGUGGGAAUUUAUACAAUUUAUCUCUACAAACGGUGGUGAUGAUGAUUUGUUUUAAUGGCGGCUCAAUUUCUAGCGAAACUACGACAAAGAAGUGCGAUAUUUUUCUGAAUUAUCUAAUGCUGUUUUGUAGAAUACAUAGAUUCAAACAUAAUAGCAAAACUUGGCGAAUCUUUUUGCACCCAGGCCUGUUACUGUGUGUAUUAUGCACAGGGAACGGAAUGUUGUCUUAGGCCAGGCUUUGUUGCUAACUAUUCAAACUGUUCCGGGUGCAUUGGACUGUUGUUAUUGGCUGUUUGACACUCCGGUGUUGACGCGGGGUUGUUGACAGGGUCCCGUGGAUGAUAUCCUGUUGACCUGACCGCCGAUAUGAUUUCCUGAAGAUCGAUACCUGAUCAAACAGUCUGUAUAUGUCUAGGAGUUGUGUAACUUGUCAACCCAGUCUAGAGCGCAUUCUGUCACUCAAUACAAUCAUCUCAAUGUAAAUAGCUGUAUUUAUUUAUUAAGGAGUACGUACUUGGCGGAGGUUUUCUUGGUUUCCGGGAUAUUUUUUGUAACAUGUUUAGAGGAGGGUCGUUAAUGUGACUAUCUGGUAUCGUAGUAAACAGCUUCGGGAAGUUGCGCUCAUCAGACAACCGGCUUCGCAGCCUAAACCGCACUCCGGCAGCCUACAUGAAAGUAGUCACUGCCACAUGAGCCACCGGGGGUAAUUAGUCGUAGUGCUUAAAAGGUUUCAAUUUUAACAAAGUGUUUCUUAAAUUAAUUUGCAGUGGGAGUGACGAGUAUGAAGCCCUGAGCAACUCGUUUAGUCGUCAACAAAUUUAUACGACGGAAUAUUUAAGUUUGUCUCAUAUUUUGAGGCAGCUGUUCUUUUUCUUACGAGUCAUUAUUUUAAUAUAUUUGUCGUAUUUUUAUAGUCUACGCGGAGAUGAUUGUAAAACAAGUGUGUUUUUGUUGCAAGUUUUUAUGGCACACGUCUUGUAUACUUGUGACAUUUAAUGACGUUUGAGAUAAUUAUUGUCACGUUUCUGCUGUCUCUCUAUGUCGGACAACGGCUAAACAUAUAAACCUUUCAAAUCACGUGAAACUAACACCUCAUAUUACUCUGUGAGACAUCUCUUCAUCUUAAGUUCUUAAUGAAAAUUAUUCCACCUGUUGGACUAUAAUUAAAAAGUAUUGUUUAUCAGAAAAGAAAAGGACACCUGCGGUCAUGGUUUUCUCGGCCCACACUCACCUGUUUACCUGGAGCCUGUUUCACAAAGCGAGUUCGGACUUAAGACUAAAACUGUAAUAAAAAUUAAACUCUUAAAUAUGUGUAUCAAAUUUUGACCACUGACUCUAUGCUGUGGUAGUACAAAUUCCGCCGACUUUAAGCAUCCUGCUACUGUUUUUUAAAAGAGUUUUGGACUUAAACACAAAACGGCUGAGUGAAACAGACCACUUCCAAACAUUCACGCGGAUUGCUGAAAACCACAUUUACAUUAGACAACCAGCCAGCGGCAAACAUAGUGAAAUGGAACUGAAUUAUAUUGUGUGGUUGUAUAAUUUUUGUUGUAAAUUGUAUAUAGAAAAUAUAACUGACUCAUUGUUA